This is a messenger RNA of Marchantia polymorpha subsp. ruderalis, 4523 nucleotides long. Lineage: Eukaryota; Viridiplantae; Streptophyta; Marchantiopsida; Marchantiales; Marchantiaceae. The record is from the annotation of a GenBank genome assembly.
UUUGAAUGGACUCAUUUGAAAAGAAGCGGACAAAUUUUCAAUUAGCGACCUCUGGGAGGAAAAAACAAAUCUCCGCACGUCGACGAGGAAUCGAAGGCGUGGACGGAUGGACGGAUGGACUCGUCCGUGCACGGGCUGCCCAUUAAAUAUCCGUUGCUGCAAUUCCUCAGUUUCGCUCUGCCCAAGCCGUGGAGCCGGUGAGUGUCCACGGCCGAAACGAUCGAUCGGUCCCCUCGGCAUGAAGCUGUCGAUCGUGGGCUCGUCGGUUUGAAAAAGGCCGAGCGAGCGAGGGAGGCGCGAUCGCCCGUUAGCUCCAAUGGAGACGUGUUUCGAGAGCGAUGGUGGUGGUCCCAGAUUCGAAUGGCGGAGUCAAAAGCCUUCGGAUUCGGUUCAGAGUCUGAAGAGCAACAGCAGUGGGCCAGUGAGUCUGAGUAGUGAGAAAUUCCGGAGGCGGCAGCAGCAGCCGCAGCAGCAGCCGCAGGUGAGAGGAGGGGGUGCAGCUGAUGGUUGCAGCCACCGGGUCGCUGUUUACGUGGAUCCAGCUCUAGAGAAUGAGAAUAGGAAGGAUUUGGAUGAAGGCGAUGAAGAAAGAGAGCUCAGACGAGACGAGGAUGAAGAUGGCGUGCAUGGAGAUCGCAUGAAACCUCUGGCCAGUUUUCACGCGAACAGGCCUUCCCUGGGAAGGCGUCUUGAAGAGCGUGACUCACCAAAAAAGGUAGCGAAGUUAAAAGAGACUCGACGGCUUCGGGAACGAGUUAAUUCUGGAUCCACCCCAAGACUGACACUUUUGAACGAAUGUAAGGAAAACAGCGAUGGCCUUUUCCCUUUACGUCCAGGAAAAACCCAUAUCAGAGGGACGAAUCAAAAGAGUAGCAGCCCAAAAGCUAUUAUGAACUCGCGAAUUUCAAGAAGCUACGGGAAGAAGCGAAGCAGGCUGAAGACUGGAGGCGUAAUUCAGCAUGCUGUUAAUGCCGGCUCCCUUGGUUCUACGGAUCAAUUGCAGAGGGGAGGAAUGGAUUUGCUUUUAAUGGUCCUUGAAUCGGGAUUAGUCGAGGCGGAAGAGCAGCAGAGCCAUCCCUCAGAAAUUUCAUGCCAGACACAAUCGAUAAAGUCAGACCUGAAUCAAAGAAUCUCCCACUAUCGGGCCGGAGAAGUCCCCGCGUCUCGAAAAUUCUCGGAAGAAUCUUUCUCCGAGGGAACGCGCUUUCCAUGUAAUUCCGAUGCAGCUCAAGAGAUAUGGGAAGAAAAAUCUGAAAAUAUAAAACUUGAUGAAGAGGACUCGGAACAUACCACAGACGAUCCAAUUAUCUGUUCCAGCAUGGAGCAAAUCAGACGUCGGAGAUCACCAACUCCUCCCACUCACGAAGAUGCGUACGAAGAUUCAGACACUCACGCAGAUUCCGAUUCAAAAGCCUUUCUUUGCAAACCCAGAUCAAGGAUGAACUUGUCGCGUAAGAACCAAGAGAUCGACGGUGAUGAAGAAGAAAUUUAUGCUAGCGAGGCUACUGGAUGGAGCGAUCUUACAGGAGUUACAAUCGAGCCAGAUGCGGAAAUUGGGCUAUCACUGCCUCGUGCCAUCAGCGACAGGCAUACCGAGGCCUUCAAAGACUUCCAACACGAAACUCACGUGAAUGAUUCGGAGAAGGAAUUUAACGCAGUCUGCCUCGAUGCAAGAACCAAUUCCCUGCCGAAUGCAGUACCUUCGGCGGAGAGAUACAAGCAAAGUCAGAAAGAGGGAGGAGUUCACAGAAGCGAAAGCAGUAGCAGUUUACGAGUUUUUCACGAGCCAAGUCUGAUCAUUGCUCACGAUAUUCGACCAUCUCUCAUACAGCCAGUGCAAAUUGUGGGCAGACUUAAUCAGAGCCUGGCCAUAAACACAGAGAGGGGCAUGCGAGCUUCCCCGAUGGAAGUCGAUGUCGGUCUCUCGGAGCUUGUCGAGGUGCAACAGAUCCCAGAGUCUGCCCCGCAAGUGUGUAAAGCGAAGAGGCGGAAGACUCUGGACCAUGUUUCAGCAUUUCAUUUCGUCGGUAAGCGAGGGGAAGUGUCGGCAAUAGAUGAUUUAGCUGCAGACCAGAAGGAUAAUGGGAAUCCUCCGCUGGUUAUUUCCAACUGCUCGGAGUCAGCUUUCCGGAAGUUUGAGGAUCCAGUUCACAAAAACAAGCGCAGCACAACUGAGAGACAAUAUAGGAAAAUUCAACCGUGUACAAAAUCAUGGUGGGGCAGCUCAGACAAUGCUAGUGCUCAAGAGCAAGCGCUUCCAGAUCAGAGGGAUUUAGAAGGCUUUAGACUGGAACAGAACACUUGCCAUAAUGAAGGUCGGCAAAUUCUCUACUCAAGGAAUCUCAGUGGAUGUGAUGAUGGAGAAUUAUUACUCCGACUUGGUGACUCAUCAGAACAAGGGAGAUCCAGUUCUGUACACACUGAAGUCGUCGUUGACGAUGAUUCUCUAGCACUUUCGGAUGCAGUCACUGUCGCGCAAUUAGAGGGACCCCCGGAUGCUGUUCAUGACAUGGUCAGAGUAGUACGAGUUGCUGACGGCUGUACAAAGCUUUCUUGGACCGGAUGUCAGGCUGUUUUAUCGGAGACAAAUAUGUCUGGAUCACGAAGUCAGCUGCCGGAAGCCUUAGAAGCCAACAGAUCAGAGGUUGGUGGCUUGAAAGCAAAAGCAUCUGCGACAACUGGGAAGAGAAGGCGCAGAAAUGUGCCUCUUGUUGCCUCUCAUUUCCAAGACAGUCACCCAGCUAAGUUGAUACUAUCGAAAGAUUGGUCCGAACCUGGUGAGGCAUCAACCGAUCAUCCAACUGAUAAUCCUUCUGUUAGUGCAAGCACUGGAGAAGGAUCGUGUAGAAUGGGAAUUGGGAGGAAAUCUAGGAUGGGUACAGGACCGAGAAAGUUUCAUGCAGUGGGACCCAGAACGAAAUUGCUGGCUCAAAGUGUGGGAAACUUCUCAAAUUACGUGGAUGCCAAUUCCUCACUGAGUGGCAGGGAUGAGCGCAUGGUGUCAGGUGCCGAAUACAAUAGCCAUUCCAGUUGCUUUCCUCGUGGAGCAGCUGAUACAAAGAACAUCCGACAGAGAAGGGGCCAGAAAAAGGCCCAGCGAGAGAGUCUGAAAGUCAAGCGGAGUAUGAGCAUGGCUGGAAAAUUUAAGCGCCUUUCAGAACCCAGUGGAUUCUUGGGUGACUUCAAUCCCGGUAUUAUCCAAAGGGUGAGAAAUAGUCAACAGAUUCAUGCCGUUCUUGGAGCUCUUGUCGGAGUAGCAACUUCCAAAGUAGCCAAUGAAGUCUCCAGAAACUCCAGUGAAGUUCUAGACGUGAGAUUGAAGGAUGCAAGAUGUACUUCCGGAGGUGGCACUACUUUUAAACCCGAACCAAUCGACUUCAAGCCACAUCUAGGAGUACAAGAAAGCAUAGCUGAAAAGGAUACUGUCUGUUGUAGUAGACUCUCAGAAGAUUCAAAUAGAUUGAAUUUGGUUCAAAAUGUAUCUCAUGGCGUGGAAGAAAGUGAUGGAAAAUUCUCUAUUCACUCGGGCGAAGUCCGUGACGAAAUUUCACGAAGAUCAAAAGGAUUGAUACUGGAUAGACGCCCAAGAGAAGGCCAGUCUGUGCUUCAUACAAGGGCAGAGGAUUCGCAGCCGCCUACGGGAUCUUUAGACCGAAGAAAUGACGGUGGGCCGUAUGAAUUUUUCACUUCGAAGCCAGAGCAUCUUGACACCCACCUCCAGGAGUCUGUUUCCAUGGACGAGAACAACGCCCGAAGUGCCAAAGCCUCUACCAAUCCUCCAGCUGCAUGCUCUACUGCAGUUGCCGGAUUUGCGGCUCAAUGGCUGGGACUUCUCACUCUCGAUAUCAAAGGUCGUCUCUCAGCCCUGAAACGAAGCAGAAGGAGGGUUCGCGCACUCCUCGUUUCAGGGCAAUUUGGGAAAACGAAAGCAAUAGCUUCCUUCGGCAAUGUCGGAGCAGAGGGAUCUUAUCCAGCGGAAACGAUGAGAGCUAUACAAGAUCCAGCUGACUACAUCACGUGGGCUAGUGAACAUACAAGAGUAGAGUCUGCAGAAGAUAAAUGGCGUGCUUUGUUCACUAAUAUGGACGGUGUGCUUUGCAUGGAGGCUGCCAAACUUGAAAGUAAUUUAUGGCAGAUUCGGCAAAUGGAGGUUCUAUGCCAAGAUCCGAGGCCAAUGCCCUCGGGUCCUCUGCUCCCCAUCGUGCCCGACUUUACAGCUGGGAAAGAGAACUGCCCACCAGUAUAGGUGCUAUCCGACACAAAAACCAAAGCAAUGAAAAGUUGCUGCGGCUGUAUCUACAGAUUCGAUGAUGUCCACAGCAAGCUGUUAAACUAGGUCUUAGAAUCCACAAAAUUAUAUCAAAGCAGAAGCUUGAAAAGAAUUUUUUUCAAAAAGGGCCAGUAUAUUUGACGAUUGUUACAUCACAUCUCAGAACAUUACAUUAUGUACACCAAUUUUUUCAUUAAUCAAGAGUGACCAAAGUCACACAAGAUGUCAAUAGCAUUUUCCCAGAUGAAAAACC